AUGUCCAAUUAUCGUCACAGUGUGCAUUAUGAAAAAGAUAUUUCAUCGAAUUCUAGAGAAAUAUCCGAAUGUAGUCUGUACUCAGCAACGCCAGGCGGUACUCGCAUUUAUUAUGAUCGAAUGUUUCUGUUAUCUCGUCGUGAAUCACCUAUUGCACAAUCACCCCCAUUAAAUUUGCCGUAUAUUGCAAAAGUUACGUUGAUUACUGAACCGUUUACAACAAAUGAUAUCGUUGAACAUGAUAAUAAUAAAAAUUAUGCUUCCAAAGCAAUGAUCGAUAUAGAUAUAAGUUUAUCUGAACGAAAACGAUCAACAUCAGAGAAGAAAGAUCAUGAUCAAUUUUCAAUGGAUAUGUAA
Messenger RNA from Rotaria socialis, 357 nucleotides. The record is from the annotation of a GenBank genome assembly. Lineage: Eukaryota; Metazoa; Rotifera; Eurotatoria; Philodinida; Philodinidae.